Messenger RNA from Lathyrus oleraceus (garden pea), 981 nucleotides. Its product is annotated as probable fructokinase-6, chloroplastic. Bases 1 to 894 code for a protein of 297 amino acids. Gene Ontology annotation, biological process: fructose metabolic process. Gene Ontology annotation, cellular component: cytosol; chloroplast stroma. The transcript is spliced from 6 exons. NCBI's taxonomy places the organism in Eukaryota, Viridiplantae, Streptophyta, Magnoliopsida, Fabales, Fabaceae. The record is from RefSeq and is a predicted model, not a curated record. Gene Ontology annotation, molecular function: fructokinase activity; nucleic acid binding.
AUGGGAUCCGAAGCUAUGGUUCCAGAAUGGGCAUCGGAGCCUUGCAUAAUGGGAAUCGACGAAGCCGGAAGAGGUCCCGUUCUUCGUCCUAUGGUUGGUGAGGAUGAAUUUGGAUAUAUGCUUGCUGAUAUACUCAAGGAAAAUAAUGUAAACAACCAAGGGAUGCGUUUUGACCCUGGUGCACGUACUGCCUUAGCAUUUGUUACACUGAGGAGUGACGGAGAGCGAGAGUUCAUGUUUUAUCGUAAUCCCAGUGCUGAUAUGCUGCUCCAAGAAGAUGAACUAGACUUAGACUUAAUCAGAAAGGCCAAGAUCUUUCAUUACGGGUCGAUCAGUCUUAUAACAGAACCAUGCAAAUCGGCACAUAUAGCUGCUGCAAAGGCAGCAAAAGAUGCCGGCGUAUUUCUGUCUUAUGACCCUAACCUGCGGCUUCCUUUAUGGCCUUCUGCAGAUAGUGCUAGAGAAGGGAUUUUGAGUAUAUGGGAGACUGCAGAUAUCAUCAAGAUAAGUGAAGAAGAGAUUUCAUUUCUUACAAAUGGUGAAAAUCCAUACGAUGACGCCGUUGUACGAAAACUUUUCCAUCCAAACCUCAAGCUACUGCUUGUUACUGAAGGUUCAGAAGGCUGCAGAUAUUACACCAAGGAGUUUAGUGGUAGAGUGAAGGGAAUGAAGGUGGAUGCAGUUGACACAACCGGAGCUGGUGACGCGUUUGUGGCCGGAAUAUUAUCACAAUUAGCUACAGAUCUUUCAUUACUUCACAAAGAGGAACAACUGAGAGAUUCUCUCAAGUUUGCCAAUGCUUGUGGUGCAUUGACUGUGACUGAGAGAGGUGCAAUACCUGCAUUGCCCACAAAAGAAACUGUUCUGAAUGCCCUGCUUGAACCUGUAUUGUAAUUUCACAUCCCCAUAUUUAUUUUUCUUUGGUGAAUUUUAGGAACUUAUUUAGUUAAUGCAGUAAAUAAGGCCCAAGUGUUUUAAUAA